This is a messenger RNA of Coffea arabica (coffee), 498 nucleotides long. The record is from RefSeq and is a predicted model, not a curated record. NCBI's taxonomy places the organism in Eukaryota, Viridiplantae, Streptophyta, Magnoliopsida, Gentianales, Rubiaceae.
AUGGGAUCAUUUCAGAUCUCCUUAGCAUUAUUUAGCUUCAUUCACCUUGUAAUCUUCUGGCCAUCUGGAGCUCAAAACUCAAAACAGGAUUAUCUCGAUGUUCAUAACGCAGCUCGUGCCCAAGUUGGCGUUGCCCCGAUAGCUUGGGACGAAACGGUGGCUGCCUAUGCACAUAACUACGCCAAUCAGAUUAUAACCUACUGCAAUUGGACGCGAUCUGGGGGCCCUUAUGGUGAGAACUUAGCUGAAGGCAGCGGAGACUUCACGGCCAGGGGUGCCGUCAAUCAGUGGGUGAGUGCGAAGCAAUACUACGAUUACGACUCCAACGCAUGUGCUUCGGAAACGGAGUGCGACAACUACACUCAGGUGGUUUGGAACAGCUCAGUUGGUCUGGGCUGCGCUAGGGUUCAAUGUACAAAUAACGGUUGGUGGUUCGUGAUUUGCUGUUAUCAUCCCCCCGGCAACUCCAUUGGUCAGCGUCCUUAUUUGCAGUUAUGA